GGGAACAGGGUAAGGACAUUAGCCUUGCUAGACAACGGUUCAGACUCCAGUCUCUGCUCCGAAGCUUUGCGAAGGAAACUUGGUGUCGCUGGACAGAAGGUUAGAUACACUGCGACAACAGUAAAUGGUAACGAAGAUAAGGUAGGCUUUUCAUUUGACGUGAAAGUCAGUGGUACACAAGAGAUGAAAGAAUUGUCAUUGAAAGUGUUAACAGUGGAAAGUGUUCCGGCUGGGAAAGAUUCGAUUCCGAUUCGAGAAGAAUUACGCUCUUGGGAUCACCUUAAGGACUUGCCCAUAGAUGUCGAUGCAGGUCAAGAUGUCCAACUACUCAUAGGCGCUGAUACGCCCGAAGCGUUCUGGGUUCAUGAAGAAAGGCGAGGUCAAGCGAAAGAACCAUACGGCAUUAGAACCUCCCUUGGAUGGUGCGUAAUGGGUCCAGGGAAUGCUACAAAGAAGAAACUGAUCUCCAAUCGAAUCACUGUUUCUGUGACGAAUGACCAACUGAUGCAGCAGUUGCAGCGUACGUGGGAACUAGACAAUGAAGGCCUAGAAGUUUCUGUUGAAGACAGAAAAGCAAGAGAUAUCUUAGCUACAACGACAACUUUGCUAGAUACCAAACACUACGAAUUAGUACUUCUUUGGAAGUAUGAUAGUCAUCCCUUACCAUGUAACAAGCCCAUGGCAGAGAGUAGGUUGGCGAGUUUGAAACGUAAACUAGACCGAGAUGAUGACUUGAAGAGUAAAUAUGUCAAGACUGUAGAAACGUACAUAUCGAAGGGACAUGCCGAACCAGUCGUAGACCAGAAAGGCGUAGAAGGUAAUGUGUGGUAUCUACCCCAUCAUCCAGUGACCCAUCCACGUAAAAACAAAGUAAGAGUGGUGUUCGAUUGUGCCGCGAAAUGGAGAGGUGUUUCUUUGAACGACAACUUGUUGAAAGGGUCAGAAGUAAUCAGCAACUUGGUAGGCGUACUCUUAAGAUUUCGGCAAGAGC
Molecule: messenger RNA, 991 nt
Organism: Anneissia japonica
Lineage: Eukaryota; Metazoa; Echinodermata; Crinoidea; Comatulida; Comatulidae
Exons: 1
Source: RefSeq, a predicted model, not a curated record